Messenger RNA from Poeciliopsis prolifica (blackstripe livebearer), 1673 nucleotides. Its product is annotated as odorant receptor 131-2-like. NCBI's taxonomy places the organism in Eukaryota, Metazoa, Chordata, Actinopteri, Cyprinodontiformes, Poeciliidae. Gene Ontology annotation, biological process: G protein-coupled receptor signaling pathway. Gene Ontology annotation, molecular function: G protein-coupled receptor activity. Bases 1 to 927 code for a protein of 308 amino acids. Gene Ontology annotation, cellular component: membrane. The transcript has a single exon. The record is from RefSeq and is a predicted model, not a curated record.
AUGAACGGUACGGAAGGUCCGAGCAUGAUCCAGAUUCAUGUGUCUGUCAGGGUUCUGCUGACUGUGCUCCCGUGCCUCUUUUUCUUGUACAUUAACAGCGUCAUGCUGUUCGCCCUGGUGAAAAAGCCCCUGCUUCUGGAGUCACCCCGCUACAUCCUGUUUGGGCAUUUGCUCUUCUCUGACUUCCUCCAGGUCCUGCUGACCACGCUGCUCUACAUAUUCGCUUUGACCAUGGUCAGAAUCAUCACUUGCGCUUGCAUUUUCGUCAUCCAGUUCGCAGCCGUCACCGUGAAGAUGUCCCCCAUCAACCUGGCUGUCAUGUCUUUGGAGAGGUUCGUUGCCAUUUGCUUCCCUCUGAGGCACGCCGCCAUUGCGACCUCCAGGGUGACCCGCGGCGCCAUCGCCGUCAUGUGGAUCGUGGCCUCUUUAGACUCCGUCACGCAGCUCUGUCUGUUUUUCGGCCUCGACAACAGAAGCCUCACCGCUCAACGGGUCUGCAGGAAACAGACGGUGUUCCACCUGCAGGUUUACGUGAUCGUGAACCAGGUUUUCACGGUCGCAAAUUUCGUCCUGGUCACCGUUAUUAUCAUUUACACUUACGCUGCCACCAUGGUGGCCGUGAAGUGCAGCUCUUCCUGCACUCACAGGGCCAAAGUGGCACAUCAAACCGUGAUCCUGCAUGCACUUCAGCUCUGCCUGUACCUCAUCUCCACCCUGUUUACCAUGAUCAACUCCAGCAACCUGUUUAACUUGGAUCCAGUUGUUGCUCUUUACGUCAAGCACGCGCUCUUUUUGGGGCUCGUCAUUUUCCCCAAGUUUUUGAGCCCGCUCUUAUACGGCCUUAAAGAUCAGACGUUCAAACACGUCUUCAAAUACUACUUUACCUUUGGCUACAGACCUUCAGUAGAGCCGUAUCCCAAGUCUUGAUCACUAAUUGGAAUAAAUCAUGUUUUAAUCUGCCUAGUGUAUGAAAAGGUGCUUUGAAGUUUCUCUUAGAUAAAGGAGAGAAAAAAAAACGAGAAUUUUGCUGAAGUUAAAACGAGUUGAACCAAAAUAAAAAGCUGACAAGAAAUAGGUUGAAGCUGCAUGUUUGCAUACGUUGUAUCAUUUGUGAAUGCAAGAACAAUGAGAGAUUUCUUUCUUAUUGUUUUGUUCAAAUUCACGUCUUCACAGAGUAUACUUAUUUUUAGCAAUUGAUGCAGUUGCUGUGAAAACCUGAUGCCUCGGGUCAAACAUCUCGGUUGUCCUUCCACAAGAUUCUCACAAUAGCUUUCUGGACGCUUGGCCCAUUUCUCCUGGCAGAACUGGGUCUGUUUCCAAAAGCUUCUUUGCUCACACACACUUUUUCAUUUCUACCCACAGUUUUUUAAGUGGCCUCAGAUCAGGUCUUUAAAAACUGGCAGAUAUUAACCAGUUUUACAGCUAAUUUGGAGAAAUGCUUGCUGUUGUGGUCCACUUGGAAAGCCCUAUUUGUGCCUAAAUUUGAACUGCAUGGCUGCAGUUAUUGAUCCAAAAUUUCAUUUUUUGCUCAUGAUUCCAUCUAUUUUUGGGAAGUAUUCCAGUCUCCCUUACAGCAAAAACAAAAAUUUACCAUUUUGCUUCCAAAUGACGGUUAUAGUAGCCAAAUACUUCAAUUUUUUGUUUCAUUUUUUGACAUCUCAAAAAAAAAAAAA